CCACGCUGCGGUCCCCCGGCCGGGGCGGGAGGGCGCCGCGCUUGUUGGGAUGCUUUGCGGCAGUUUCGCCGCCGCUGUGCGAGCGCGCUGCGUGGCGCGGACCGGGCGGUGGGUGCCGCGAGCCGGGAGGGCGUUCUCCAUGCUCCGGAUCUCUUCCCGGCCCUGCCUCCAGAGCCCGGUCCUCGGACCCGGGCCGCCAGGCCGACCGGUGGCUCUGGGCGCCGCGCACACCGCUCGUCUGCUGCAGGAACGCAGCCCAUCGCGCUGCUGGCACAGGCAGGGGUCCUGGGCGUCCCGGGAGCAGGGCCGGAGGGGCUGACGAGCUGGUCCUGACGCCCCCACCAGACUCUUGAGUUCUUCUUGAAUUGCCAAUUUUCAGCCUCCUCAUGCCUCCGUCUCCUUUAGAUGACAGGGUAGUAGUGGCACUGUCUAGGCCCAUCCGACCUCAGGAUCUCGGCCUUUGUUUAGACUCUAGCUCCCUUGGCUCUGCCACCCCCGGCAGGAGCAGCCACCUGUCUGUCAUCGCCACUACCACCACCGUGUCCCUCAAGGCUGCGAAUCUGACGUAUAUGCCCUCACCUAGCGGCUCUGCCCGCUCCCUGAAUUGUGGGUGCAGCAGUGCAAGCUGCUGCUCUGUGGCAGCCUACGACAAGGACAGUCAGGCCCAGACCCAAGCCAUCGCUGCAGGUACUGCCACCACCGCUGUAGGAACCUCUACCACCUGCCCUGCCAACCAGAUGGUCAACAACAAUGAGCACACAGGCUCUCUAAGUCUGUCCGGCGGGGUGGGCAGCCCUGUGACAGGGGCCCCCAAGCAGCUGGCCAGCAUCAAAAUCAUCUACCCCAAUGACCUGGCCAAGAAGAUGACCAAGGGCAGCAAGAGUCACCUGCCCAGCCAGAGCCCCGUCAUCAUCGACUGCAGGCCCUUCAUGGAGUACAACAAGAGUCACAUCCAAGGAGCUGUCCACAUCAACUGUGCCGACAAGAUCAGCCGGCGGAGGCUGCAGCAGGGCAAGAUCACAGUCCUGGACUUGAUUUCCUGUCGGGAAGGCAAGGACUCUUUCAAGAGGAUCUUUUCCAAAGAGAUUAUAGUUUACGAUGAGAACACCAAUGAGCCGAGCCGGGUGAUGCCCUCGCAGCCUCUCCACAUAGUGCUUGAGUCCCUGAAGAGAGAAGGCAAAGACCCCCUGGUGUUGAAAGGAGGACUCAGCAGCUUCAAGCAGAACCAUGAGAACUUGUGCGACAACUCCCUGCAGUUGCAGGAGUGUCGGGAGGCGGGCGCUGCCGCUGCAGCCCCUGGCCUGCUACCUCAACCUGUGCCCAGCACCCCAGACAUCGAGAGCGCUGAGCUCACGCCCAUCUUGCCCUUCCUGUUCCUGGGGAACGAGCAGGACGCCCAGGACCUGGACACCAUGCAGCGGCUUAACAUCGGCUACGUGAUCAACGUCACCACGCACCUGCCCCUGUACCACUACGAGAAGGGGCUGCUCAACUACAAGCGCCUGCCGGCCACCGACAGCAGCAAGCAGAACCUGCGGCAGUACUUCGAGGAGGCCUUUGAGUUCAUCGAGGAGGCACAUCAGUGCGGCAAGGGGCUCCUCAUCCACUGCCAGGCCGGUGUGUCCCGGUCCGCCACCAUCGUCAUCGCCUACCUGAUGAAGCACACCUGGAUGACCAUGACAGAUGCCUACAAAUUUGUCAAAGGCAAAAGACCAAUUAUUUCCCCGAACCUUAACUUCAUGGGGCAGUUGCUGGAGUUUGAGGAAGACCUGAACAACGGGGUGACACCGCGGAUCCUGACCCCCAAGCUCAUGGGCGUGGAGACAGUGGUGUGACAGCCGCCGAGGGUGGACUCUGGUUUUGUCAGUUUUCUUUCUUUCUCUUUUUUAGUUGGAGGUGUAGUUUGUGAAUGGAAGCAAACUUGUUUAGAGACUUUCUAUUUUUAACAAGUGUGAGCAGACUGAAACCUUUUGCGGCCAUUGAGCUCUACUCCCCGCCAAACCCCAGCGGGAAGGCUGAGAGGUCGUUGUCAAAGUCCAGCGCAAAAACCUAAGGACCGACUCUUCCCGUUCCUUUAAGCUAUUCGUAGAGUUUACAACAAAGUAGUCUGUGCAGGUUCAUAGACCGAAGAUACCAAACCUUAUGCCCGUUCAGAAGAACCCAAAGUGAGGAGCGAGGACGUGGAAUGCUGCAGCUCGGGGUCUCCCCGCGCCCCACGAGGAAACCAAACCCGGCCACGCGAGCCCCACCACACUCUCACCCAGAGAGCCAGGGGUUUCUCCGGCCCAGAGCCCUUCUGCCUUCCCUAAAGACACCGAUGAUGCUGUUACUUAGUGUGUUUCGUGCCUGGAUGCCCUCUCCUGGGCUAAGAGGGUUUUUGGAGUAAAAGGCAGUGGCGGGACACCCCACCCCACAGCUUUGUGCAGUUGCCCGAGUGGGAGCCGGCCCCAGCCCCGGGGUGCCGGGACGGAAUUCAGCAAUGCCGGUUACUCCCCGCCUUUGCCUUUUUCCUCUUCUCCCUUUUGAUUCGAUUCUGGUUACAGUGCCACCAACCUUGUUACAUAUGUAUAUCAGAAUGUAAAAAAAAAAAAAGACAAAAAUUUAUUUAAAAAUAUUUUUCGCAAAAAAACCAAAACUUGGUGUGUUUCUGUUGAUUGUGUAAAAAUUUAUUUUCAUUACAUAAAUGAAACUCACUUUGGGA
Cavia porcellus (domestic guinea pig) is the source of this 2701-nucleotide messenger RNA. It is a transcript of the gene Dusp10, whose product is annotated as dual specificity phosphatase 10. The record is from RefSeq and is a predicted model, not a curated record. Gene Ontology annotation, biological process: protein dephosphorylation; negative regulation of JUN kinase activity. Gene Ontology annotation, cellular component: cytoplasm. The coding region runs from base 387 to 1835 and encodes 482 amino acids. The transcript is spliced from 4 exons. Gene Ontology annotation, molecular function: protein tyrosine/threonine phosphatase activity; MAP kinase tyrosine/serine/threonine phosphatase activity; MAP kinase tyrosine phosphatase activity. Lineage: Eukaryota; Metazoa; Chordata; Mammalia; Rodentia; Caviidae.